AUGAAUUAUAUUUUCUGCUCGCAAAUGCAACAGGGAACACCACAGCAUAUGGUAGUCUUAUAUGAUAUCAACUGCCAAUGGUUGAAGAAACUGUGGGAAAGGAUAGCCACAUAUCCUUCUUCAAUGACACCAUCUCAGGAUCCCAGCAACCUCAUUUAUUUGAUACUGAAGUUUCAUCUGCCAGCACACAUCCCAAGCUGUUAUAUGAAGUAUUCAUUCUACAAGAUGCCACAUGAUGGAGAGACAGAUGGAUGA
Desarmillaria tabescens is the source of this 255-nucleotide messenger RNA. RefSeq lists its product as uncharacterized. The record is from RefSeq and is a predicted model, not a curated record. NCBI's taxonomy places the organism in Eukaryota, Fungi, Basidiomycota, Agaricomycetes, Agaricales, Physalacriaceae. Bases 1 to 255 code for a protein of 84 amino acids. The transcript has a single exon.